This is a messenger RNA of Linum trigynum, 234 nucleotides long. The record is from the annotation of a GenBank genome assembly. NCBI's taxonomy places the organism in Eukaryota, Viridiplantae, Streptophyta, Magnoliopsida, Malpighiales, Linaceae.
AUGAUGUUGAGGCUCCUCCUGUCUCGGAGUAGGCUCAACUGGGGUAGCUCGCUGGUCUCUUCGUUGGUUUCUCCUGAAGUACUAAAUGAAGCGCUGGAGAUGGUCUCUAGAGAGGAAUGGGAUGGCUCGGAGGAAGUGAUGGUCCACAUGAGAUAUCACUGCCUUCAGUGUUCUCUUUCGGGCCUACUAGGGUUGCUUCUCAACCUCUUCCUCUACCUGAAGCUCGGGGUCUGA